Messenger RNA from Ophidiomyces ophidiicola, 1833 nucleotides. It is a transcript of the gene AIP1, whose product is annotated as WD40 repeat-like protein. Gene Ontology annotation, cellular component: cortical actin cytoskeleton. The transcript has 3 exons. Lineage: Eukaryota; Fungi; Ascomycota; Eurotiomycetes; Onygenales; Onygenaceae. Bases 1 to 1833 code for a protein of 610 amino acids. Gene Ontology annotation, molecular function: actin filament binding. The record is from RefSeq and is a predicted model, not a curated record. Gene Ontology annotation, biological process: actin filament depolymerization; positive regulation of actin filament depolymerization.
AUGGCUAUUAAAAACGAGUCAAUCUGGGCUGCCAGCCCCUCAACAACAAGAGGACAGCCCACCCAGCUGAGCGUUGAUGCAAAGGGGGAGAAACUAGCAUACGCUUCAAACAAGUCUAUCUUUCUCCGCUCCAUCGAUGACCCCGCAGUCGCAACUCAGUAUACUGGACACAAGGCCGACACCACAGUUGCACGAUUCGCCCCCUCUGGAUACUACGUUGCUAGUGGUGACUCCGCUGGAAUAGUAAGAGUUUGGGACUGUGUGGGAGAAGGUAUCACGAAAGGCGAAUACUCCAUUAUCAAUGGAAGAAUCAACGACCUUGCUUGGGAUGGAGAUUCACAAAGGAUAAUUGCUGUGGGUGAUGGAAAGCAAAGAUAUGGACAUUGCAUUAGUGCUGACAGUGGAAACACUGUUGGCGAGAUUUCUGGUCACAGUCAAAGCAUCAAUUCGGUAUCCAUUCGACAACAACGGCCGCUCAGAGCUGCGGCGGCUGGCGACGAUAAGACUCUCGUUUUCUACCACGGAGCUCCAUUCAAAUACAACACAGGCCAUCGAGAUAACCAUACUAAUUAUAUCUACGGAGUAGCAUUUAGCCCAAAUGGAGAGCACUUGAUCAGUGUUGGCGGGGAUAGCCGCAUAUGGUUGUACGAUGGAAAGAUAGGGGAGCCAAAAUUUCAGUUCAGAGAGACCGAGCAUAAAGGUAGUAUAUUUGCGACAUCCUGGUCUUACGAUUCGCGAAAAUUUGUUACAGCUAGUGCAGACCGAACAGUGAAGAUUUGGGACGUUGAGACUCAGAAAGUGAUACAGAGCUGGCAGUUCGGCCCCAACAAUGGACCGGCAACUGUUCCCAACCAACAAGUCGGAAUUGUCUGGCCAAGCGGAAGAAGCGAUGGCCUCAUAAUAAGUCUGUCGCUUUCUGGUGACCUCAACUAUCUAAUUGAAGGGCAAACGAAACCAAGCAAAAUAAUUCAUGGGCAUCAAAAGAAUAUCACAUCGAUUGUUGUCGAUAGUGCCCAUUCUGAUGAUACUCUCUGGACUGGAAGCUAUGAUGGGAGAUUAUGCAGUUGGGAAGUGUCAGGCGGUGCUAUGAAGGGCGUCCAAGGUGACGGUCACCCUGGGUAUGUUGUUGGGCUGGUAGCAAGCAAGGAGUCAAGCGGGCGGAUAUACAGCGUGGGUUGGGAUGAUACAAUCCGCUCCGUUGACAUAUCGUCGCAGAGCUACGUCGGCAAUGCGACGAAACUGUCAGCGCAACCCAAAGGGAUUGCAUCUGGGGAAAAUGCCGUACUGAUUGCAAGCGCUCAACGGGUGGAUAUCAUAAGGGGAGGAGACAAAAUUGGAGAAUUUCGUUCGAGGGCCGCAUUGAGCGCUAUUGCGGCCAUUGAUCACUCAGCAGCUUUAGGGGCGGAAGACUCUACUGUUCAGUUUUGCAAGAUAGCAGGUGGUUCAUUAGAGCCAAAGGCAGAUGGCAGGGUGUCAAGAAAUCCAGUAACUGCUAUGGCGUUCAGCCCGGAUGGCACACUUCUAGCUGCCGGUGAUUCAAGGGGCAAGAUUGUUGUUUUCAAGGCCGUCGAUGGCACCAUCGUGACAGAUCGCUGGACUGCGCAUACCGGACGAAUUACAUCCCUAGCCUGGAACAAGAAAGGAACACAGCUGGUGAGUGGCGGUCUUGAUACAAACAUCUUUGUGUGGAGUCUGGACCGCCCGGGCGACUGGCUGGAGGCGCCAAAUGCGCAUAAAGAAGGCGUCAAUGCCGUGGGAUGGGUAGAAAAAGGCGCGAAGAUUGUCUCCGCCGGCGCUGAUGGUGCCGUAAAGCUUUGGCAAGUCGAGUUUUGA